AUGAAAAAGGCAUACGAAUAUAGUAAGAUAUGCGACGCCGAUGUAUGCGUGGGUAUUCGCAUCCGGGAGACGGGUCAGGUACAUAUUUUAUCCGUAGAUGCUUCGGGGUUUUGGGCUUUUCUUACUUCACAAUUAAGCUCCUACUACCCAACUCCAAGUUUGAUUACAGACCGGGACUUGGAGAAGACUGGGGAAGACAUAACUGUCACCACCGCGCGAUGA
Messenger RNA from Penicillium alfredii, 222 nucleotides. RefSeq lists its product as uncharacterized. The record is from RefSeq and is a predicted model, not a curated record. The coding region runs from base 1 to 222 and encodes 73 amino acids. The transcript is spliced from 2 exons. Lineage: Eukaryota; Fungi; Ascomycota; Eurotiomycetes; Eurotiales; Aspergillaceae.